This is a messenger RNA of Diaporthe batatas, 762 nucleotides long. RefSeq lists its product as uncharacterized. Gene Ontology annotation, molecular function: cholestenol delta-isomerase activity. Gene Ontology annotation, cellular component: membrane; endoplasmic reticulum. NCBI's taxonomy places the organism in Eukaryota, Fungi, Ascomycota, Sordariomycetes, Diaporthales, Diaporthaceae. The record is from RefSeq and is a predicted model, not a curated record. The transcript is spliced from 4 exons. Gene Ontology annotation, biological process: sterol metabolic process. The coding region runs from base 1 to 762 and encodes 253 amino acids.
AUGGCGAGUAACACCACAGCCACCGACUCCGGCCUCCCGCCAGACCUGUUCGACCAGACCACUCUCGUGUCCCUCGCCUCGACCGUCGUGAUCCUAGGCGUGGCCUACGCGACCUCGCUCAAGGCCCUCUCGCCGUCAACUCCCGGCAGCUACCGCUUCCUCUUCAUCUGGCACGCCUUCGACGCCCUGAUCCAUGUCUUUCUGGAAGGAAGCUUCCUCUACCACUGCUUCUUCAGCUCGGUACCCUACGAUAACCUGACCGUCGGCGACCUCCGCUCCGGCCGCUACUAUUCGACCCAGCAGGGCUACCUAGGCCAUGACAACCACAUCUGGGGCUCGCAGGCUGCCCCCGCCGACAACCCUUUCGCGCAGCUCUGGAUGGUAUACGCCCGCGCUGACAAGCGAUGGGCUGGCGCGGACACGACUGUCGUGAGCUUGGAGCUCCUGACAGUGCUCAUCGUUGCCCCGCUGGCCGUGCUCGUGUGCUACGAUAUCGCCAAGAAGAACGCGCGGGCCAACAUCCUGAUGGUUGUUAUCGCAACGGCUGAGCUGUAUGGAGGUUUCAUGACGUUCUGCCCGGAGUGGCUCACUGGAAACCAGUUCCUGGACACCAGCAACUUUAUGUACCUGUGGGUCUACCUGGUCUUCUUCAACAUGCUGUGGGUCUUCAUCCCGAUCUACGCCAUUUACGUCAGCUGGAACUCGAUCACCGCCGCUUUCACGACGCAGACUGUGGUUCAGGUGACCAAGAAGUCCAAGUAA